Balaenoptera ricei (Rice's whale) is the source of this 2192-nucleotide messenger RNA. RefSeq names its product keratin, type II cytoskeletal 5. Bases 93 to 1871 code for a protein of 592 amino acids. Gene Ontology annotation, molecular function: structural constituent of skin epidermis. Gene Ontology annotation, biological process: keratinization; intermediate filament organization. Lineage: Eukaryota; Metazoa; Chordata; Mammalia; Artiodactyla; Balaenopteridae. The transcript has 9 exons. The record is from RefSeq and is a predicted model, not a curated record. Gene Ontology annotation, cellular component: keratin filament.
ACGUCCUGCGUCCUGUCCUGCUCUGUUCUUUCUCUCCAGCACCUCGUGACCGCUAGUGCCCACUACUCUCGCUCCACCGGGAACAAGCCAUCAUGUCUCGCCAGUCGAGCGUGUCCUUCCGGAGCAGGGGCGGCCGUAGCUUCAGCACCGCCUCUGCCAUCACCCCGUCUGUCUCCCACACCAGUUUCACCUCUGUGUCCCGGUCCGGGGGUGGAGGUGGCGGCUUUGGCAGGGUCGGCCCUGGGGGUGCUUACGGCGCGGGUGGCUAUGGCAGCCGGAGCCUCUACAACCUGGGGGGCUCCAAGAGGAUCUCCAUCGGCAGUAGCGGUGGUGGCUUCAGGAACCGAGUUUGUGCCACCGGUGCUGGAGGCAGCUAUGGCUUUGGAGGUGGAACCGGGAGUGGAUUUGGUUUUGGCGGUGGAGCUGGUGGUGGCUUUGGGUUCGGUGGUGGAUCUGGCUUUGGAGGUGGCUAUGGGGGCCCUGGCAUGGCCGUCUGUCCCCCUGGAGGCAUCCAAGAGGUCACCAUCAACCAGAGUCUCCUGACUCCCCUCAACCUGCAAAUCGACCCCACCAUCCAGCGAGUCAGGACUGAGGAGCGGGAGCAGAUCAAGACCCUCAACAACAGGUUCGCCUCCUUCAUCGACAAGGUGCGGUUCCUGGAACAGCAGAACAAGGUCCUGGACACCAAGUGGACCCUGCUGCAGGAGCAGGGCACCAGGACCGUGAAGCAGAACCUGGAGCCUCUGUUUGAGCAGUACAUCAACAAUCUCAGGAGACAGCUGGAUGGUAUCCUGGGGGAGAGAAGUCGCCUGGACUCAGAGCUGAGGAACAUGCAGGACUUGGUGGAGGACUUCAAGAACAAGUAUGAAGAUGAAAUCAACAAGCGUACCACCGCCGAGAAUGAAUUUGUGAUGCUGAAGAAGGAUGUGGACGCCGCCUACAUGAACAAGGUGGAGCUAGAGGCCAAGGUCGAUGCACUGAUGGACGAGAUCAACUUCUUGAAGAUGUUCUUUGAGGCGGAGCUGUCCCAGAUACAGACGCACAUCUCAGACACGUCCGUGGUCCUGUCCAUGGACAACAACCGCUGCCUGGACCUGGACAGCAUCAUCGCCGAGGUCAAGGCCCAGUACGAGGAGAUCGCCAACCGCAGCCGCACGGAAGCCGAGUCCUGGUACCAGACCAAGUACGAGGAGCUGCAGCAGACUGCGGGCCGGCACGGCGACGAUCUCCGCAACACCAAGCAUGAGAUCUCCGAGAUGAACAGGAUGAUCCAGAGGCUGAGAUCCGAUAUCGACAAUGUCAAGAAGCAGUGCGCCAACCUGCAGAACGCCAUCGCCGAUGCUGAGCAGCGUGGGGAGCUGGCCCUCAAGGACGCCAGGAACAAGCUGACCGAGCUGGAGGACGCCCUGCAGAAGGCCAAGCAGGACAUGGCGCGGCUACUGAAGGACUACCAGGAGCUCAUGAACACCAAGCUGUCUCUGGACGUGGAGAUCGCCACCUACAGGAAGCUGCUGGAGGGCGAGGAGUGCAGACUGAGUGGAGAAGGAGUUGGACCAGUCAACAUCUCUUUUGUCACGAACACCGUCUCCUCUGCCUACGGCAGUGGCGGCAGCUUUGGCGGCGGCUUUGGCAGCGGCCUCGGCAGUGGUCUUGGCGGUGGUCUUGGCAGCGGCCUUGGUGGAGGCGGCGGCAGCAGCUUCUACUCCAGCAGCAGCGGGGGCGUCGGCCUAGGCGGUGGGCUCGGUAUGGGGGGCUCCGGCUUCAGUGCGAGCAGUGGCCGAAGCCUGGGCUUUGGCAGUGGCGGGGGCAGCAGCUCCAACGUCAAGUUUGUCUCCACCACCUCGUCCUCCCGGAAGAGCUUCAAGAGCUAAGAGCCUGCGGCAGGUCACUGUCUCUCAAGUGCAGAAGCCGGCCGUGGCAACAGCCUCUUCUUGGUGGUGGCCCAAGCCAAGUUUUCUCUUUUUCUGGAGUCUAGUCGACCAAGUCUAUCGCAGACCCACAUUCUUUGGUUCCUGAAAGGCCCAACCCCCAGUCUCUAGCCUGCUGUGUCCUGAUUCUAUGCUCUGCUUGCAAUUAGCCUUUGGGUCUCUACAGCCUGGUCCUUGGUGACAGAAGAAUCCAAUGUUUUCCAGUAUUGAAACCAUCAAAACAGAGUCCCUACCCCAAUCCCAUCUGGUCUAUCUCCAGAGUGU